AUGAAGCCCCUCAGAGGGGACAUGAGAGCAGAACCGGAGGAAGGAGAGCGUUCUAUCCGCUUCAUUAGAAAGAAUGAAAUCUAUGGUGACACCAGGCAUGAAGUGAACGUGUACGUUAAGCUGUUCUCCAACAGCCCAUUCCUGGUCUGCAUGGAUUUGGCUCUUUCUGAAGAACAAAUAAUAGAUCCCAAGUACCUGUGGAUUGGUCCAGAUGGAAAAGAUUUGAAAGGGCAAAUGUAUGUGCACAUGGCAGAGACAGGGAAGCUGAUGGUGAAGGGUUUCAGGGAGUGGAUGUCAGGUGCCUACACUUGCACUCUCUCCUACCAAAUCAUCAAGACUAUGACACAAGGAGAAACAGAAGUGGUUAUGGCCUAUAAAUUCAUGGUUUAUGCCUACAGGGAAGCUGACCAUGCCUACCUGGUGUUUGUUCGCUUCACCACGUCCCAGUGCAACCUCAGAGCCAACGACUUGUUCUUCGAGAAGCUAAAGAAGAUCCUGAACCAAGUCAUCUCCCACCUGACCUGUCAAGUCACUGAGUCCUCGUACAAGUGCCACUCCGUGAUGACACAAAAACUUGGCCUCCAGCACGAGCUCUUCGUUAGGUUUCAAGUGACUCCCUUUGUACCAGGAUGGAAAGAAGUUUGUUGCCUGGGUCCUUAUGACUGUGAGGAUGUGACAAACAAGAGAGCCCGAGAGGCAACAGAGCGGGUUGAGAGGUUUUUCCAGCAGCAGGAGGAUGUUCUGAAGCAGGAGUUCCCUGUUGUUCCCACCAUUCACUACGUGGAGAACAGCUUCUUCAGCAGUGCCAUAGACAGCUGCAGACCAGGCUUUGGGAAGGACCAGCUCAGCCACCAGGGCUGUGCCAGCUGCUGCGUGGUUUGUGGCCCUGGAACUUACAGCCCCAACAACGAGGUGACGUGUCGGAUCUGCGUGAGGCCUCAAGUCAGAAAAUAUGGAGCAAGGUCCUGUUAUUAG
Molecule: messenger RNA, 975 nt
Organism: Acanthisitta chloris (rifleman)
Lineage: Eukaryota; Metazoa; Chordata; Aves; Passeriformes; Acanthisittidae
Product: zona pellucida-binding protein 2-like
Exons: 8
Coding region: 1-975 (324 amino acids)
Biological process (GO): acrosome assembly; binding of sperm to zona pellucida
Cellular component (GO): zona pellucida receptor complex; acrosomal vesicle; extracellular region
Source: RefSeq, a predicted model, not a curated record